GGACAGUGUGGGGUGCGUGGGACUCAAGGGAGGACACUCCUCACCCCGUUCCCUGCCCAGCUGGAGUGAGGGGGCGCGGGUGACAAGCAGGAACACCGGAAUAUGCUAGCACCCACAGGUGGGAGGCUGGCUGAAGGGCUAGUGGGGGGGGGCGCCUCCUUCUCACCCCGCGAUGGCUGGGACUGAUUCAUUCAUUCAGUGUGAAUUGGACUGAGAGCACUGCCAUACGCGGGAGGCGCUCUUUAGCCCGCCUACCUGCGGGCCCGUCGGGGUCCUGGGCAGAUCAGGUGAGGCCGUGGGAGUAGUGGGCAGGCCAGAUGGGGCCUCCCUUAGCCAUGGGAGGUUGGUCGUCCGCGCUCUACCCUGUUGUGUGCGCGGUCCCCUGUUUGCCCCCUUUCUAAGCUGGCCACUGGCUGGAGGGUCAAGGAAAGGAGGGAGAGUUGGCUGUGGGUGAGAGUGGGGUGAGGGUGCAGGACCACCGGGAUUAGCUUCCCCAAUCCGCGUCCGGCAAAGCAACGCUGUGGAUUGAAUUCGCUGGAGCACGUGGUGGGCAUUUGCCCCUGGAAGAAGGAUCGACCCUUCGAGGACACCUGUCAUGGAAACCCCAGCCACUACUAUGACAAGGCUGUCAGGAGGUGCUGUUACCGCUGCCCCACGGCCAGCCAUUGCCUCACAGGGCCAAGCUUCCAUUGUCCCCCUGGCACCUCCCUCUGCUGAAGUCAGACCAGCCUCUCUCUCCUGUCCAUCCCACUUGCAGGGCUGUUCCCGACACAGCAGUGCCCACAGAGGCCUACUGACUGCAGGAAGCAGUGUGAGCCUGACUACUACCUGGAUGAGGCCGACCGCUGUACAGCCUGCGUGACUUGUUCUCGAGACGACCUCGUGGAGAAGACGCCGUGUGCGUGGAACUCCUCCCGUGUCUGCGAAUGUCGACCUGGCAUGUUCUGUUCCACGUCUGCCGUCAACUCCUGUGCCCGCUGCUUCUUCCAUUCUGUCUGUCCGGCAGGGAUGAUUGUCAAGUUCCCAGGGCUUUUGGCGGUUCUUGGCUGGAGGAUGAGGGGAAAAUGUGUCUACGCCAUCUUCCCAGAAUCAGAGUCUCAGGAUGUGAUCCCAACACAGCCCCCUCCUUUCUCCCAGCCUCAGCUCUCAGCACCAAGCCGUCACGCUCUGGGCUCCACCUGCACUGCCCUUCUUCCAGGCACGGCGCAGAAGAACACUGUCUGUGAGCCGGCUUCCCCAGGGGUCAGCCCUGCCUGUGCCAGCCCAGAGAACUGCAAGGAACCCUCCAGUGGCACCAUCCCCCAGGCCAAGCCCACCCCGGUGUCCCCAGCAACCUCCAGUGCCAGCACCAUGCCUGUAAGAGGGGGCACCCGCCUCGCCCAGGAAGCUGCUUCUAAACUGACGAGGGCUCCCGACUCUCCCUCCUCUGUGGGAAGGCCUAGUUCAGAUCCAGGUCUGUCCCCAACACAGCCAUGCCCAGAGGGGUCUGGUGAUUGCAGGAAGCAGUGUGAGCCCGACUACUACCUGGAUGAGGCCGGCCGCUGCACGGCCUGCGUGAGCUGUUCUCGAGAUGACCUUGUGGAGAAGACGCCGUGUGCAUGGAACUCCUCCCGCAUCUGCGAAUGUCGACCUGGCAUGAUCUGUGCCACAUCAGCCACCAACUCCUGUGCCCGCUGUGUCCCCUACCCAAUCUGUGCAGCAGAGACAGUCACCAAGCCCCAGGAUAUGGCUGAGAAGGACACCACCUUUGAGGCACCACCCCUGGGGACCCAGCCGGACUGCAACCCCACCCCAGAGAAUGCCGAGGCGCCUGCCAGCACCAGCCCCACUCAGAGCUCGCUGGUGGACUCCCAGGCCAGUAAGACGCUGCCCAUCCCAACCAGCGCUCCCGUCGCUCUCUCCUCCACGGGGAAGCCCGUUCUGGAUGCAGGGCCAGUGCUCUUCUGGGUGAUCCUGGUGCUGGCUGUGGUGGUCGGCUCCAGCGCCUUCCUCCUGUGCCACCGGAGGGCCUGCAGGAAGCGAAUUCGGCAGAAGCUCCACCUGUGCUACCCGGUCCAGACCUCCCAGCCCAAGCUAGAGCUUGUGGAUUCCAGACCCAGGAGGAGCUCAACGCAGCUGAGGAGUGGUGCGUCGGUGACAGAACCCAUCGCGGAAGAGCUAGGGUUAAUGAGCCAGCCACUGAUGGAGACCUGCCACAACGUGGGGGCAGCCUACCUGGAGAGCCUGCCGCUGCAGGAUGCCAGCCCGGCCGGGGGCCCCUCGUCCCCCAGGGACCUUCCUGAGCCCCGGGUGUCCACGGAGCACACCAAUAACAAGAUUGAGAAAAUCUACAUCAUGAAGGCUGACACCGUGAUCGUGGGGACUGUGAAGGCUGAGCUGCCGGAGGGCCGGGGCCUGGCGGGGCCAGCAGAGCCCGAGUUGGAGGAGGAGCUGGAGGCGGACCAUACCCCCCACUACCCCGAGCAGGAGACAGAACCGCCUCUGGGCAGCUGCAGCGAUGUCAUGCUCUCAGUGGAAGAGGAAGGGAAAGAAGACCCCUUGCCCACAGCCGCCUCUGGAAAGUGAGGCCUGGGCUGGGCUGGGGCUAGGAGGGCAGCAGGGUGGCCUCUGGGAGGCCAGGAUGGCACUGUUGGCACCAAGGUUGGGGGCAGAGGCCCAUCUGGCCUGAACUGAGGCUCCAGCAUCUAGUGGAGGACCGGCCGGUCAUUGCAGGGGUCUGGUGGUCUCUGCUUGCAUCCCCAACUUAGCUGUCCCCUGACCCAGAGCCUAGGGGAUCCGGGGCUUGUACAGAAGAGACAGUCCAAGGGGACUGGAUCCCAGCAGUGAUGUUGGUUGAGGCAGCAAACAGAUGGCAGGAUGGGCACUGCCGAGAACAGCAUUGGUCCCAGAGCCCUGGGCAUCAGACCCUAACCACCAGGCCCACAGCCCAGCGAGGGAGAGGUCGUGAGGCCAGCUCCCGGUGCCCCUGUAACCCUACUCUCCUCUCUCCCUGGACCUCAGAGGUGACACCCAUUGGGCCCUUCCGGCAUACCCCCAGUUACUGUAAAUGUGGCCCCCAGUGGGCAUGGAGCCAGUGCCUGUGGUUGUUUCUCCAGAGUCAAAAGGGAAGUUGAGGGAUGGGGCGUCGUCAGCUGGCACCGUCUCUGCUGCAGCGGCCACACUGUACUCUGCACUGGCGUGAGGGCCCCUGCCUGGGCUGUGGGACCCUCCUGGUGCUGCCCACCUUCCCUGUCCUGUAGCCCCCUCAGUGGGCCCAGGGCCUAGGGCCCAGGAUCAAGUCACUCAUCUCAGAAUGUCCCCACCAAUCCCCGCCACAGCAGGCGCCUCGGGUCCCAGAUGUCUGCAGCCCUCAGCAGCUGCAGACCGCCCCUCACCAACCCAGAGAACCUGCUUUACUUUGCCCAGGGACUUCCUCCCCAUGUGAACAUGGGGAACUUCGGGCCCUGCCUGGGGUCCUUGACCGCUCUCUGUGGGCCCCACCCACUCUGUCCUGGGAAAUGAAGAAGCAUCUUCCUUAGGUCUGCCCUGCUUGCAAAUCCACUAGCACCGACCCCACCACCUGGUUCCAGCUCUGCACCCUUUGGGGUGUGGAUGUCGAGAGGCACCACGGCCUCACCCAGGCAUCUGCUUUACUCUGGACCAUAGGAAACAAGACCGUUUGGAGAUUUCAUCAGGAUUUUGGGUUUUUCACAUUUCAAGCUAAGGAGUGAAGUGGCCCUGACUUCCGGUCGGCUGGCCAGCUGACUCCCUAGGGCCUUCAGACGUGUAUGCAAAUGAGUGAUGGAUAAGGAUGAGUCUUGGAGUUGCGGGCAGCCUGGAGACUCGUGGACUUACCGCCUGGAGGCAGGCCCGGGAAAGCUGCUGUUUACUCAUCGGCCAGCCACGUGCUCUCUGGAGGAAGUGAUAGUUUCUGAAACCGCUCAGAUGUUUUGGGGAAAGUUGGAGAAGCCGUGGCCUUGUGAGAGGUGGUUACACCAGAACCUGGACAUUGGCCAGAAGAAGCUUAAGUGGGCAGACACUGUUUGCCCAGUGUUUGUGCAAGGAUGGAGUGGGUGUCUCUGCAUCACCCACAGCCGCAGCUGUAAGGCACGCUGGAAGGCACACGCCUGCCGGGCAGGGCAGUCUGGCGCCCAUGAUGGGAGGGAUUGACAUGUUUUAACAAAAUAAUGCACUUCCUUACCUAGUGGCCCUUCACACAACUUUUGAAUCUCUAAAAAUCCAUAAAAUCCUUAAAGAACUGUAA
Messenger RNA from Pan troglodytes (chimpanzee), 4243 nucleotides. It is a transcript of the gene TNFRSF8, whose product is annotated as TNF receptor superfamily member 8. Gene Ontology annotation, biological process: signal transduction. Bases 940 to 2565 code for a protein of 541 amino acids. The record is from RefSeq and is a predicted model, not a curated record. Gene Ontology annotation, molecular function: transmembrane signaling receptor activity; protein binding. The transcript is spliced from 17 exons. Lineage: Eukaryota; Metazoa; Chordata; Mammalia; Primates; Hominidae.